This is a messenger RNA of Sorex fumeus (smoky shrew), 1074 nucleotides long. RefSeq names its product calcium homeostasis modulator protein 2-like. Lineage: Eukaryota; Metazoa; Chordata; Mammalia; Eulipotyphla; Soricidae. Bases 1 to 1074 code for a protein of 357 amino acids. The transcript is spliced from 3 exons. The record is from RefSeq and is a predicted model, not a curated record. Gene Ontology annotation, molecular function: monoatomic cation channel activity.
AUGGCCGCAAUUGUAAAUGAAAAUUUCGGCUUCCUGUCAUUCUUGUUCAAGAGUAAUGAUUGGGUGAGCUUAAAUGGGCUAGUGGCCCUGGUAACUACGAGUGGCCAGGAGCUCUUCUCCUUGUUUGCCUUCCACUGUCCGUGCACACCACGGUUGAACCUCCAGUACGGGCUGAUGACCAUCUGGGGGCCCGCCUUGCUGUUGUUCUUCAUCAACAUCUUCCUCAACAAACAAACUAGGAACCUGGUGGCCGAGUGUCGCAUCCGUAGGAACAAGAAAUGCUCAGUCAUCACAACCUUCCUUCUCCUAAAGUCCAUCCUAGUCAGUGCUUUCGUGGCCCCAGUCACCUGGUUGGUCAUGACCCUGCUGCAAGGGGAGGCCUAUGUCUGCACAUUCAGCGAGUUCGUGGACCCAUCCUCGCUCAUGGCCAGGGACGAGAGCUUUACUCUCUCCCAUGCCACACAGAUCUUGGCCAAGUUCCCUUGCAGGGAGGGGCCUGCAAACCUGUCCGACUUCCAGGAGGAGGUGAACCGCAGGCUCAAGUAUAAGUCUCAGUUAUUAGGGGUGGCGCUUAUCACCGCGAUUGCAUAUCUGCUGCUCUGUUUCAAGUUGUGCUGCUGCUUUUCAAAGUUCAACUUCUGCUUUUCAAAGUUCAACUACCGCCAGGAGGCCUACUUGACCAGCUACCUCGCCAACGAGGAGCGGCUCUUCCAGCAAACGGCCGAGCUGCACUCACUCAUACUGGCGGCCAACAACGUGAAGCGCUUCUUCGGGUUCGUGGCGCUCAACAAGGAGGACGAGGAGCUGGUGGCCAAGUUCCCCGCAAAAGGCACCCACCUGAAGCUACAGUGGGACAACAUCACUGGCAGUUACCUGUUCCAGGAGAAGCUGGGUAUCCCCCUCUACAGCCGCCUGCAUGAGUGGGCCCAGGGUCCAUGUGAAAAGGACAGCGUCAUCGACAAAGAGAUGGUGGCCCUGCUCCCCCACCCAGAGCCCAAACUUUCUGCCAGCCAGACUCCCGACCCCAGCAGCCCCAUCCUUCCUCCCGCACCACUGGCUCUGGGGGAAGUAUGA